GACCAACGGCAGAUUGAUUUCAGGGCUCCUGCGCUACCACGCAGCUCCACGCAGACCUGCUGGCCGCGGCGCAGCGGUGGCCAACAUCUCCACGCAGUCCUGCUGGUCAGGAGCAGUGGCAUCAGGAGCAGCGGCAUGGGCAGCAAUGAGACCCGCAAGGCAUUCCUGCGCGCCGCCUUCCGGCGCCGCGCCGCAUUCGUCGCGACAGCCGCCUUGCUCGCCUUCUUCUUCCUGCUCGACUUUAAACCAGCAGAAACGCAAACAAAAAUCGCCACCGCGACCUACGGCGCGUGCCCGGACAAGAUCGAAGUGACGCGCCGCGGCGCGACCAUCGCGGGCGCGCGGCCAAUACUGAAAGGCAAGGUCUGCGCACAAGCCGUCGACGCGGGCUUUUGCAUCGACGAGCCGAAGAAGCCGCUGCGCUGUCUGCCCUCGUUUAUUGUGGCCGGGGCCCAGAAAGCCGCGACCGGCUGGCUGCGGCAGCGCCUCGCCGCGCACCCUUCAUUGGCGCAGGGCGGUGGGAAAGAAGUUCAUUACUUCGACAAGCUCCAGAAUCUACAUGAGUGGCGCUCGACGUACCUCGAUAAUUUUGCGACGCCUUCUGCUUUGAUCACGUACGAGAAGACGCCGGACUACCUGCCGAACGCCACGGCCCUCAAAAGUAUAUACAGUUUGAUCCCGUCCGUGUCAUUAAUCUUCAUGCUGCGCGACCCGUCAUCUAGGGCCUAUUCGGCGUACCAGCACCACUGUAGGAAGGGAAGAUUUUACGAAGGUCCCAAGUUCGCCCUCGAGGAGGACGUGACGGGGCGGCCCCUCGCGGCGCCCUGCGCGCCCGAGGACUUCGAGGCCUUCCUACGAGUUGAUAAAGGCGUUGUGACGAACACCCAGACGCGCCUCGUGACGUGGGGCCUCUACGCGGAUCAAAUCAAGCAGGUGCGCGCGCUGGGCUUCGACGAUGCCCGUCUUUUAGUUAUCAUGUCCGAGACAGCGAUGAAGGAUCCAUCAAAACUGCUCGACGCCGUGGUCCAGUGGCUCGGGCUCGAGCGCUUCGACUUUAGUUCCCUGAGAACGUUCACGGACGCUUUAGGAAGGGACCAGCUGCGCGAGCCCGGAAUCACGGGCUGGGCCAAGGCGACGUACAUGCGACAUAACGCGAUGAUGGUGCGGCGCCACUCGCCGCGGCCUCUACUAACGUCGACGCGCGCGGCGUUGGAUGCGUUCUACGCGGCGCCCAAUGCUGAGCUGGAAACGCUGUUGCGGACCGCCGCGGACCGCGUGGCCGUGUACCCGGCGCGCGGGGCUGGCGCGGUCUUGCCGGCGUCUUGGAGUAGGAAUUCUUAG
Messenger RNA from Pelagomonas calceolata, 1341 nucleotides. The record is from the annotation of a GenBank genome assembly. NCBI's taxonomy places the organism in Eukaryota, Pelagophyceae, Pelagomonadales, Pelagomonadaceae.